AUGAACUUAGCCUACUGCUUUGUGGCACUAAAGGCGGCCUAUAGGCACAACUUAUGGGAAUUUGAUGCAAACGUGAGUUUCCUGAAACUGAAGCAGGCACAGCUGAUUCUGGAGGCAGCCACCAAAACGUGUGUGAUGUAUCCAUUUAAGAUAUUUCUGAAUGACUUAGACAAAUUGAAGGAAUUUGGAUUCAAAGACAACACAUUUAAGGCAAAUGCACUGGUUGGAUACAACAUUUUUAGAAUGUUCAUUUUAGGUGGACUUAUGAACAUAGCUGGUACAGACUAUACGCUGUUUGUAGUUGCAUUUCAGGCAUUUGAUAUUUCUGAGGCAAUUGGAAUCAUACUAAUAUCAAUGUACGUAUUGUACCUGAUAGAGUGGUUCAAGAAAGAGAUCAAGGAGCAGAUGAUUGUAGACAAAUUUGGUAUAGAAAGACUGCUUAAGAGCUGGAAAAUGGGAAUGUGCUAUAUUCUAAUAGCGAUGAUUCUGGAAAUAAUAUACAGAAUAACAUUUAUACAACUAUCUUCAAUGUUGGAUAAUGAUUACACACAGAUUGCCAAGGAAGUCACGUGCUUUAUUAGGAUAUUCUCCAAUUUGGCUGAGUUAUAUGGGAUCUCAUUGAUGAUCUUCAUCACAGACAAACCAGAUGAAGAUGAUUUUGAGCCAGUAAAGAAAAAGCUGAAUGAAAACAAGCAUACUGAUAAGAAACAGAAGGAAGACGACUCUUCUAAUAUUUCAGUGAGUGAAUUCAAGCAUCUUGUUGGAAGAGACCUGAAGAUCUGA
This is a messenger RNA of Enterospora canceri, 783 nucleotides long. The record is from the annotation of a GenBank genome assembly. NCBI's taxonomy places the organism in Eukaryota, Fungi, Microsporidia, Enterocytozoonidae.